AUGCAGGCCUACUUUGCAAGCUGGGGACAAGAGGGCAUAGUUGAUCUUAAACAUGAACUCGAGCAGGUGCUCAUGUUUAUCUCAAGUCGGUGCCUACUCGGAUAUGAGGUUCGUGAGAUGAUGCUGGAAGAAGUUUCAUCAUUGUUUCAUGAACUUGAGAAUGGCUUAAACUUUUUUAGUUUCUUGUUCCCCUAUAUUCCAACCUCGACAAACCGCCGGCGCGACAAGGCGCACAUCAGGCUUAAAGAAAUAUUCACUACAACUAUCAGGUCACGCAGGAGCUCCGGCCGAGUUCAGGAGGAUGCACUGCAGAGGUUGAUGAAUUCCAAAUAUAAAGACGGUCGCUCUGCAUCCGAAGCCGAAAUUUGCGGCAUGAUCAUAGCACUCAUAUUUGCUGGAAAGCACCCAAGCUCCAGCACUAGUAUAUGGACUGGAGCUUUCAUGUUGAGCAACACCAAAUUCUUAAUAGCUGCCGUGGAGGAGCAAAAGCAUAUAAUUAGCAAGUACAAGAACCAAAUAGGCUAUGAUGCAUUUUUAGAGAUGGAUACCCUGCAUAGAUGCAUCAAGGAGGCACUUCGGAUGCAUACACCAGUGCAAAUGUUAGCUCGCAAGGCACAUAAGAAAUUCAAGGUGCAGACCAAGGAAGGCAAGGAAUAUGACAUACCUGAAGGGCAUAACAUUGUAAUCCCUACAACACUCAACAAUAAGCUGUCACAUGUUUACAAUGACCCUCAUGCGUACGAUCCAGAUCGGUUUGGUCCUGGAAGAGAGGAGGACAGAGUUGGCGGCAAGUACUCUUUCACAACAUUUGGUGGUGGAAGGCAUGUUUGUUCUGGCAUGGCCUUGGCUUACCUGCAAAUUAAGGUCAUAUGGAGCCAUCUAUUAAGAAACUUUGAGUUCAAGUUAAUAUCUCCAUUCCCUAAGGUGGAUGUGAGCAAGGUGGGUCAAGAGCCUAAAGGAAAAGUAAUGAUAAGUUAUAACAGACGCCAGCUACAGUGCUACUAGUCGCCAUUAGUACUAAUAUAUUUCUACCUAUUUUAUUGCAUGCCAGGAUUUGUUCAUGUGCAAAUAAUGUUUAUUCCAUCACAUAUAUUGUCAUGUGGGGGGCCACAUACCAGCAACGACGGACGAGGCCCAAUCUAGCCACUACUAGGA
Messenger RNA from Triticum aestivum (bread wheat), 1155 nucleotides. Its product is annotated as obtusifoliol 14-alpha demethylase-like. Gene Ontology annotation, molecular function: iron ion binding; monooxygenase activity; heme binding. The record is from RefSeq and is a predicted model, not a curated record. NCBI's taxonomy places the organism in Eukaryota, Viridiplantae, Streptophyta, Magnoliopsida, Poales, Poaceae. The transcript has a single exon. The coding region runs from base 1 to 1005 and encodes 334 amino acids.